This is a messenger RNA of Cercospora beticola, 856 nucleotides long. RefSeq names its product nuclear telomere cap complex subunit Ten1. NCBI's taxonomy places the organism in Eukaryota, Fungi, Ascomycota, Dothideomycetes, Mycosphaerellales, Mycosphaerellaceae. Gene Ontology annotation, biological process: telomere capping. Gene Ontology annotation, molecular function: single-stranded telomeric DNA binding. Gene Ontology annotation, cellular component: CST complex. The record is from RefSeq and is a predicted model, not a curated record.
GCGUGGAGAUGAAUCGCUCCACGAGAUGUCUGAACACGACCCAGCGAAUCGUAGACCCGAACCAGCACGAUUGAUACUGCUCGAUCAAGCACAGCUCCAAUCACCAGGCACCAAAAUUCGCGUGCUGGGCUGUGUCCAUGCAUACCACGUUGAAAGUGCAACGCUCGUCUUGAAGAUCGACUACCCUGGAACCAGGUCGAAGACCCCAACACUCCUAGCGACUAUCGACAAUGUUCUUGAAAAUGUCAACCAUGAUUUGCUGCAGGUUGGAUCCUGGCUGAAUGUUGUCGGAUACGUUCAGAAACCAGUCAAAUUUGAGAAUUCGAUGCGGAACUCGAAUUCUCAGCCAUCCAGACGAAGGACACGACGCGUGACUCCCCUUGUCGAUGUCCUCAUGAUCUGGUCUGCAGGAGCAAUCAAACUGGACGACUAUCUGUCUGCAGUGCGCAGCUUUCAGGAGACUCUGCCCGCGAGACCAUAACAAUGCUGCCCGACGGGGCUGUAUGCCACUCCUUCGCUCAUGCUGAACGGCAUGCUUUUGCUGCUUCCGACGCCAUGUGUUGAGGGACUAGUCGCGAGAAUGGAUACAUUCAGCUGCUCCCAGGCUACCAACAGGAUAUCCUCGCUAACUUCCUUCUCUGCUCCGACGACAUAGCUGGACCUAUGUCCGGCUUCGAUGUCUUCCCCAGGGGGCGAUCUGUCAGCUUCUGCUGUUCUUGCGGUAAAGAGGUCGAGGCGGAGAUGGAUGUGUUCCCCGGGAUGGUGGAAGUGGCACGUAUGCCGUAGUACGAGUAAUUCAUGGACUUGCUAUCGCAAAGUGUACAACCAAAGAGGAAAGAAGGAAUAUGGCUUGUUC